UGGAGGAUUUGAAGAAGAGAAGAUUGAAGACAUGGGAAACAACGGUCAGUUAUCAACUCAAGACGACUUACGGUCUUUGCUUGACCCUCUUGCUAAAUCCCAGCUCGUCGAUCUUCUUUCUAGAUUAGGGUCCCAAUAUCCUUCAAUUGCUGAAGAAAUUAAAAGUAUUGCCAGUUCAGAUCCUGUACAUCGAAAGCUUUUUGUUCGUGGCUUAGCCUGGAAUACCACUUCAGAAACCUUGUGUGAUGUGAGUGCAUUGCUGAUUGCUGUUUGUGUUUUCUGUGAUAUCGGGGCCUUUCGAAUGCAUGGAGAAAUAGAAGAGGGGGCUGUCAUCUAUGACAAAGCCACAGGAAAAUCUCGUGGAUACGGUUUCAUUACCUACAAACACAUGGAGUCAGCAUAGUGCACUUAGAGCGCCCAGUAAACUCAUCGAUGGCCGGAUGGCUGUAUGUAAUUUAGCUUGUGAGGGGUUAAGUGGAUCGAGUUCCACACCGGAUCUUGCACAAAGGAAGCUCUAUAUUGGGGGCCUAUCACCAGAUGUCACAAGUGAGAUGCUUCUGAAUUAUUUUGGAAGACAUGGUGAGAUUGAGGAAGGCUCAGUUGCAUAUGACAAAGAUACAAAUGAAUCACGUGGGUUUGGUUUUGUUACAUACAAGACAGUGGAGGCUGCAAAGAAGGCAAUUGAUAGUCCACAAAAGAUUCUUGGGGGGAGAACUAUCAUUGUGAAGCUUGCUGAUACCAACAAGGGAAAACCUGUACAAACACAGCUACCCACUGCAGCUGUAAUUCCUCUCGCGAUGCCUAUGGCACCUGGCUACCCACAGCUCGGGAAAGCACACCCCAGUGCUACCCCUGCUGGCUACGCUUACCCUCAACCUGUGGCAUCAUAUCAAACUUCUUCAUAUUCUAGUCCUACUGUGCCACCUGUACCAUACCCAAGCCAACCGCCAAAUCCUUAUGCACCUGUUGCUGCAAAGAAAGAUCCACAAGGAAUCCCACCAAAUGCCCCCGUGGGAAUGAGUGGGUACCCAUAUUAUAUUGGCAAACAAUAAUGAAGUCCCAGGCCAUUCAUGUUCGGUGACAUGGUUGAUUGUAACUUAAACCAACUUUGCGAGACCAGGUGUUGCAGACCAGAACAGAGAGAGAUCAGGAGUUGUGAUAUAGGAGAGGUUAAUGAGUCUUCCUUAAUUUUCCCAGGUUUCUUGUAGUCAAGUCUAAUAUAACUUGUCUUUAGAAUGAACUGAAAGUAAUGCAUGAAAAAGUUUCUUUUCUUUUGUCGAACGAUAUUAGCUAGGCUCCUUUC
Hibiscus syriacus is the source of this 1303-nucleotide messenger RNA. Its product is annotated as UBP1-associated protein 2C-like. Bases 336 to 1052 code for a protein of 238 amino acids. The record is from RefSeq and is a predicted model, not a curated record. Gene Ontology annotation, molecular function: RNA binding. The transcript is spliced from 7 exons. NCBI's taxonomy places the organism in Eukaryota, Viridiplantae, Streptophyta, Magnoliopsida, Malvales, Malvaceae.